Messenger RNA from Closterium sp. NIES-67, 3089 nucleotides. NCBI's taxonomy places the organism in Eukaryota, Viridiplantae, Streptophyta, Zygnematophyceae, Desmidiales, Closteriaceae. The record is from the annotation of a GenBank genome assembly.
CAUGCGUAACCAUGUCAUGGUAUAUCUUUAUGGGUGUGGGCAUGAAUGCAGCCAAGGCAUGCCGGGCAGAUCACACCAAUGCAAGCAACCGAGCAGUAGACCUUGGCAGGUAAGGUAGGAGGGAACUGGCAAUGCUGUCAUGAUCUGGCUUCUCCCCCUUCUGAGCUCCCCUUGCCCCUCUCUCUUCUCUGCCACUGCUGUCCGGGAUCCCGCUAGGCUCCCAUGUUCCUGAUCUCACCCGUGCGCUUCUUGUGAUGUUGCCAAGCUACUCAGCAACAAGUCUCUGCUCGAUCAAAUGCUCUACCAGGCAGAGAACCUGAAUUCCUUACACUGCGCGAUUUCAAGAUGGGAAUGAGAAUCUUGCAGUACGAUCGAAGCAAACAAGGGGAAAGCAGAAUGGGGCUAGCGUACACCCUUGAAGUUUGCCUUCCAACUACUUGGCGAAGGUUGCGCGCUACCCGUGGUAGGUGCGAGACUCCCAGUAUGAUGCUAAGUUGGCACUUUACGCCCAUACCGGUCGCGUAAACGUACAGUUACGUGUACGUUUACGUUUACGUUUGUUUACGCGUAAGUUUACGUAAAGUCGUACAGGCAGGGCUAAAAAAAACGCGGAAAAAAAAUUGCGAAUUGGAAGCUACGCAGCCCGUAUUAGGUGUGAAAGGCGGUUGCGACGUGGUGUAUUUCCCGGGACUGGGUCUAGAAGGAUUCCGCAAGCUCGGAGAUGUUUAGCCGCCGAAACGCCAAGCGACCAAUCAGUAGCACUGUCGUGUCCAGCGACGGAUGUCUCAAACUCUGAGGUGGCGGAUUAGGAGCAAAAUCGUCAAGCGUUAGAGAGUAAUAGUGAUUUCGCUCCAGGAAUACCAAGGGACGUGGGCGCUGGAUCCAUGGCAGGCAGGGGGGAGGGGGAUUGGGUAUAAUCUACUUCGAUUAGGCUAUGUGGAUUGGCUUAGGUACUAAGUCGUGCUAGGUUUCCGAAGACGGGGAGAUCUGUUGGUAUUUGGGGAGACGAGGAUGUCAGAUGCCGUUCAUAGGAAGCUCCGCGGGGUGCGUUGCGAAACUUGCUUCCUGACGAGUUGGAGCUUCGCCACACUUGCGGCGAGUUGGAAAUUGGAAUGUUCACUGGAAUGAGGGCGCGUUCCUACCGGGUGUCAAAAGCGCGUGUCAGGGAACCUCGUGUCAAAUCCUGCCACUGAGAUCUGACACGAGGUGUAAAAAAUUUCGGGCAGGGUGGAAAACUUUCUAACAGACCGUAAACGUAAAGCCUUUUUGGGCCCACGUACGUAAACGUAACUUUACUACGUAAACUACCGUAAACGUAAACCAACGUAAACGUAAGGUGCCAACUUAUGUAUGAUGGGUGACUAACCCCUGAGCUCGUCCGGGCUGAUGUCACGGUGACUCCGUCCACCUCAGAUCUUCCAAUGCUUGGGUCCACCUCGGGUUUCUCUCCCUCCCUCGGUCACUCCCACUGUCUAUCGGAUCGGAUCCCGCAAUAAACUCCAGUUCCCUUUUGUGUUCCCCAUAUCUCCUUUGUGCUCCAGUUCCCCAUAUCUCCUUUAUUACCAAAUGUCAUUGGCAUCCCUGCUGCUGUGAUAGCUACCCUGACUAUUGUCGUGCGAGCUAACGCGACAAUGCUGACCCACACAAUACCCCCUCCUCUCGUCACUGUUCUUUUUGUCGGCUCAAAGAGUCCACUGAUAUUCGUCACGUCCCUGUCCCUCCCAGCAUGCCGGACAGCAGCGGAGGCAACUCGAUUGCACGUUUCUGCUCUGGUAUGCCACCUCCCGGCAUCAGGCAGGGGUGUCGUCGUUGUUUUGAGGCAACUGAUUGCCUGCCCUCCAGGGAUCUGCCAGCCUUGCAAGCGAUGGCCAGGGACUACCUAGCCAUCCCCGCCACCUCUGCGGCUAGCGAGCGGAUGUUCUCGCAGGGCCGCAACCUCAUCACAUGGCAGCGGCAUCGCCUUGGUGCAGAGCGGGUGCGCGCAUGCAUGACCCUCAAGUCAUGGAUCGCGACGCACCCGGGGGAAAGGCUUGGUGGUUUGGCAGCGCAAGCGCUGACGGAGUUGGGAUUGGAGCUCGAGGAGGGAAUAUGAACGGGGACAGCUCGCUCAUUGUGCUUUGACAUCUAUUGCCCGUGUGACUUGAUCUAUUUAUUUGCAUGCUUAUGGUGGUAGGUCGUGAUGGACCUAGCAAAAAGCUGUAUGGCCAUCCAUCCAGCCAUGAUGGCACGGUGAGGCAAGGGUGGGCAGUUGUGGUUGGUUGUGGUUUUGUCACGGGCAGCGCUGAACUUGGCAAUGGCAUGAGAUGUGCGGGGCGUGUCACCAUGUUUAGACAAGUUGGCUGCUUUUGGUGUGUGCGGGUGGACAAAGCAAUAAGCUUAUUGGCCAUCGGCAUUGUAGUCAUAAUAGAGGGAGGGUUGCGAUUUCAUUCCACCUAGGCGAAGCACAUAUCAACGGCAGUGGUAUGGAUUGAGUGUAAUCAAUUACACUCAGCAGGUGGGUAACUAAAGAGCCCUGACCCAUAGCAUGGCAGGGAAAUGUUGCCUUUUAAUACGUCGGUGAGGAGUGGAAGUGAGCUUUCCAAGAAACCAGGAUAAGGCUCAUUCUUCCCUGCACAUGUUCCCAUUACCCCUUCCCCCCUUAACCCCCCAGCCGCCCAGGUCAAGGAAUCCUCGCCCCGGGUCAAGGAAUCAAUCCUCGAGGCGAGGAAUUCAAUCCUCGACCCCAAAACCCGGGGGUCGAGGGGGGAUUUUCAAGAAAAAUCCUCGGCGAGGAUUCCUCGACCCGCCCCGGCUAGGGCGCGAGGAUGAGAUCCUCGGGUCAAGGAAUCCUCGCCUCGCCCCGUGCUCAUGCCUCCAGGCGUCAGGUCUCCGUAUCUAGACGCACCAACCUAAUUACGUACCUAGUUACAUACCCAGUUACUACCCACAGGGCUAUACCAAGGUAUCAGAGGAGGCAAGUUGCUUUGAAGGAACUAGUUACGCCGUGCUCGUGCCCACCUGGCCCUCCUGUCCAUCCCACUGCCAUGGAAUGGCAGCAGCACCCCCUGCUUGAGUCGAGAAGUGUCACUCUAUGCUUGAGACCAUGAUCA